AUGCGCUCCUUUACGCCCAGUGAGAAAGAUGGGCAUGGGAGUAGACGAAGCUCUGUUAAUGCCAGGUUCCGAGCCAGCACGUCUGCCAUAGACAGACCUCAGACAUCUCUACGACAGUCCAGGAUUUCCUCUUUUCGCUCGAGUACACAACCGACAUACAAUCUACUCACAGGUGAUUCAAAUAUUCCUCGACCUCAAUCUCGACAAAGCCACGUCGCCGAGUCUGUCCGUCCCGGUUCGCGCGAAAGUCAUAAGGAGAACAUGGCGCCCCCGGACGCGGACGAGUACGAAAAGUACAGGCGAGAAAUCGAGUCAUUAAAAGCUGAGAUUGGGACGCUGCAAUAUCGAAUUCAGACUUCCGAGCAAGAGAAAGAGAUUGCGACAUCGGAACAAAGCAGCAAAUUGGAGCAAGCUCGACGGCGGGAGCAAGAUGAAGCGCAGCACCGACAAGCGGCUGAGGCUGAGCGCGAAAAGGCGGUAGCGCAAACAGAAGCCCUUCGAAGGGAGCUGCAGGAAGUUAAAGACUCGAUUGAUGGUGACAAGAAGCAACUAGAGCGCAAGGCUCGUGAAGCAGAGGACGAGGCCCGCUUGCUGCAGGAACAGCUUGAGGACUUAUCCACAGCGAAGGACGAUGCUGCCCGAAUUGCCGACCGAAAAGCCACAGACAUGGAGAUGCAGAUUGCCGCGGCGCAAAAGACAAUCCAAGAAUUUGAGCAGGAGAGUGAGCAGCGGGAGACUGUGCUGCAGCAGACACAAGCUCAAUUGGCCGAGAAGGAUGGAGUGAUCGCGAAUCUCGAGGCCGACGUCCUACGACUCAAAGCGCAAAGCGGCGACGCAGAGACGAUGGAGAUUAUCCGACAGGAACUUACCGAACAAGUUCAGCAUAUCCGAAACCUCGAGGCGACGAAUCGUGAUCAGCUCUCCGAACUUAAGCACCUACGAGCGUUGAGCAAAGCAGUUCAAGUUGUCGAAGAAGAGAAGCGAACACUGCAGCGAAAGUUGGAGGCGGCGGAAUUGGUUGAAGAAGAGCUUGCUGAGGCGCGUAUACAACGACAACGAUUAGAGGACGAGCGCUUGGCCUGGUCAGCGUAUCUUAGAAACGCGGCCGAGACAGACGAGUCUGAGUUUGACUCACCAGAAGCUGUUGCGAGAGCCCUUGUCGAGGAACGCUUGACAAAUGCCUCGUAUGUCGAAAAGGUGGGCGCUUUGCAAGCUGAGAUCACUGCUGCGCAGAAUACCAUCCAAUCGCUCCGCGACGAGCAGGUCCAACUUAGGAAUGAGGUUGAGAAUGCAAAGACUGUGGCAAAUGCCAGCAACGCCGACAAGGCCCGAAUGCGACUGGAGCGCCAACGUGCCCUGGCCGUCAAGGAAGUCGAAUAUCUCCGCGCACAGCUCAAGACCUUUGACACCGAGGACGAGACACUUCAACCAGAACAAUUCGACCAAGCCCGUGUACAGCGCGUGCAAGAGCUGGAGGAUCUUGUCGACAAGUAUAAGAUGGAAGUCCAGAACCUACACGCCGAGCUAUCGUCAAUCGAGCCCUCAGCACCAAGCACACCCCAACCCACGACAGGAAGCAAGCGCUCAAGAGCGGAGGAUGACAGUUCUCAAGAGCAACUCGGUCAACUCACGCGAAAGAAGCGUAUGCUAGAGGAGCAAUUGACAAAGUCGCAAAACAAGAUUGUCCUGCUGGAGAAGGACUUGUCCACCAGCAAGGAACAACUAAAAGCUGCUAAGCAACAAACGCAAACGCGUGUUUUAUCACUCAAGUCCAAUCCUACAUCGGACUUUGAAGCCAUCAAGCGCUCCACCCUCGAGGCACUGAAGAAGGAGAACGAAGACCUCCUCGCAACCCUCCAAUCCAAGACCGCCAACUCCUCCGUCCCCAUGAUCCCAACCUCCGUCCUCGCCGCAAUGGAGCGCGAGAUCACCGCUGCCAAGGCCGAAACCGCCUCCGCCGAGAAGCGCACGCGCCGCCUGAAAGAAGUCUGGGGCUCCAAGUCCCAAGAGUUCAAAGAAGCCAUCUUCUCCACGCUCGGCUGGACCGUGACGUUCAUCCCCAACGGCAAGAUGCGCGUCGAGAGCACGUUCUACCCCUCGCAGACAGACGAACACGAGAACUCGAUCGUGUUUGAUGGUGAGCGGGGUACGAUGAAGGUUGGCGGUGGGCCGAGGAGUGAUUUCGCGAGGAGGAUUAGUGAUCAGAUUGGGUUCUGGGUUCGGGAGAAGGGAUGCAUUCCUGGGUUUUUGGCGGCGCUGACGCUGGAGUUUUAUGAGGAGCAUACGAGGGCUUCUAAGUAG
Molecule: messenger RNA, 2301 nt
Organism: Fusarium fujikuroi IMI 58289
Lineage: Eukaryota; Fungi; Ascomycota; Sordariomycetes; Hypocreales; Nectriaceae
Product: related to spindle assembly checkpoint protein
Exons: 2
Coding region: 1-2301 (766 amino acids)
Biological process (GO): mitotic spindle assembly checkpoint signaling; attachment of mitotic spindle microtubules to kinetochore
Cellular component (GO): nuclear envelope; mitotic spindle; kinetochore
Source: RefSeq, a predicted model, not a curated record